Messenger RNA from Drosophila mauritiana, 1404 nucleotides. It is a transcript of the gene ppk25, whose product is annotated as sodium channel protein Nach. Lineage: Eukaryota; Metazoa; Arthropoda; Insecta; Diptera; Drosophilidae. Gene Ontology annotation, biological process: sodium ion transmembrane transport. Gene Ontology annotation, cellular component: membrane. Gene Ontology annotation, molecular function: ligand-gated sodium channel activity. The coding region runs from base 58 to 1404 and encodes 448 amino acids. The record is from RefSeq and is a predicted model, not a curated record. The transcript is spliced from 6 exons.
GCAUUACACGGGUCGCUAAAGUUGAAUGCGAACUUCUGAACUUCUGUUCAGUACAUCAUGGAAUCCAAAGGGAGUCGGCCGAAGCAACCGGACUGGUUUGCCGAGGUGUGCCAGGAGUCCUCCAUCCACGGCAUGCCCUACAUCGCCCGCAAGGAUCUCCACUGGACCGAGCGCAUCUUGUGGGCAUCGAUAAUCUUGGGCUCGGCCUACUACGCCAUCAGCAGUUGCCUUAACCAGUGGUACCGGUUCCGGGACAAUCCUCUCGUCUACGAGUAUGAAUACCUCUUUGGUCUGCGCAUCUUCCCUUUCGUGGGGAUAACACUGUGCCCUACGUAUCACGACGAAACGGUGAUCCCAAGGCUUAUAAAUGAAACUUGGGGAUUGGAUGUCAGCAAAGACGAAGAAAAAGCAGCAUACUACAGGAAGUUUCUGCUUGCAAUCAACGCCCUUCGGUACUCCACGCUGGAAACGCUGGAACCCUUCGAGAAUGAUACCACUUUGGACAACGUGAAUUACUUGAACAUUUUGCUCACGCUGCAGAAAAAGAUUAUAUCGGUUAAAAACCCGGCAGAACUGGCGCCAAUCAUUACUGAGGUGGGUCUGUGCCAAACAUCCAGCCAGUUAACCCGGUACGGAAAUCCCUAUGGCAAACUAGAAACACUGGAUGUGGAACCGAUGAAACAGUGCGACUAUUUUAGUAAUUGCAUCACGUCUCUAAAGCCUCUAAAUAGCAUUGUUGCCCCCAUAUAUAUGUACGUUCAUGAUGUCGAGGAAAUGAUGCUACCCGACGACAUGCGAACUCCCUCUUCUGAUGCUAAAGACAUCGAAUCCAAUGAUCUCGAUGUUAUGCUAAAUACCAUAUCGGCGGAAAGCGAGGUGCGAAAUCUACCGGUGGCAUAUCGCAAGUGUCGCUUCAGUGACGAAAACAAUCUGCAGUAUUACAGUCCCUAUCGUCCAAGUCUUUGCCGACUUGAGUGCCGAAUCAAAUGGGCCCUGAGUUUGUGCAACUGCAAGCCCUAUUUCUACGUAGCAGCUCCCGAAGCUCCAAUCUGCAAAGUAUCCGGAAUGCUCUGCCUAGCCCGGGCCAAGUGGCUUCAAAGACCGUGCGAAUGCUAUCCGUCUUGUCAGGAGGAAACCUUUACCAUCUUCAAAGCGUCUGAUCAGAUUGGGGGCGAUAGGAACUACAAUGGAGAGCGGUUUGAGCGGACGCUGAUCAUCAACAUGCAAAUUGCGAGGAUGGGCAUAAAUCGACGGGUUGUAUUCAGCACGGAUCAGUUGAUAAUGUCGUUUGGUGGAGCCAUUGGUCUCUUUCUUGGAGCCAGCUUCAUGACCAUAUACGGCCUGCUGUACUUUCUUCUCACUUUCAUAGCUUAUACAUGCAAGAACCGAUUUUGCAAGCGUUAA